This is a messenger RNA of Sus scrofa (pig), 1488 nucleotides long. Lineage: Eukaryota; Metazoa; Chordata; Mammalia; Artiodactyla; Suidae. The record is from RefSeq and is a predicted model, not a curated record.
AGUAACUAAUGAGUGUUAUGUUUUUCCAGUUCCAUCACAGGCCCUGGGAACCCAGUUUCUCAAGGGAUCCAUUACUGAUCCCUCAGGCCCCAGCUACAGACUCCCUGACUGGGAGGAACCACACAGAGAGUCCUGGGGAGCAGUCAGCCUCGACCUGUUGCAGAAAGAGAAUCUGGAGGCAGCACUGGUUUCCAUCACAGGCCCUGGGAACCCAGUUUCUCAAGGGAUCCAUUACUGAUCCCUCAGGCCCCAGCUACAGACUCCCUGACUGGGAGGAACCACACAGAGAGGCCUGGGGAGCAGUCAGCCUCGACCUGUUGCAGAAAGAGAAUCUGGAGGCAGCACUGGUCUUUUCAGCUGAUACUUCAUCUUUGCCACCCAUGGAACAAAACAAUGGCACCGAAGUGAAGGAAUUCAUUCUCCUGGGAUUUGCUGGUCAACACAAGUCUUGGCUUGUCCUCUUCAUAGUGUUUCUGGUGAUCUAUGUGGUCAUCCUGGUGGGUAACAUUGGCAUGAUCCUGCUCAUCAAGACUGAAGCUUCCCUUCACACCCCCAUGUACUUUUUCCUCCAAAACUUGGCUUUUGUUGAUCUCUGCUAUGCUACUGCUAUCACUCCCAAGAUGUUGCAAAACUUUGUGGGGACAGAACACUCUAUCUCAUUCAUAGGCUGCAUGGUGCAGUUGCUAACCUACGGUGCUUUUGCAACAAGUGAUUGCUACAUCCUGGCCGCAAUGGCGGUGGACCGCUAUGUGGCCAUCUGUAACCCACUCCGCUAUCCAACAGUCAUGUCCCAGAGAGUCUGCAUUCAACUCUUAAUUGGUUCAUACUUCAUGGGCUUCCUAAAUGCUUCUGUAAACACAAGUUUUACUUUCCAACUGAACUUUUGCAAAUCCAAUGAAAUUAACCACGUUUUCUGUGAUGCACCCCCAAUUCUUGCCCUCUCGUGCUCCAGUAUUUACUUCAACAUCAUGCUUCUAGCAGCCUUUGUGGGGUUUAACUUGACGUGCACUGUGUCGGUCGUCAUCUUUUCCUACGUAUUUAUCCUGGCUGCCAUCCUGAAGAUCUCUUCUGCUGCAGGGAGGAGAAAAGCCUUCUCCACGUGUGCCUCCCACCUGACAGCAGUCACCCUUUUCUAUGGGACUCUGUCCUACAUGUAUCUGCACCACCGCACCCUAGAGUCUCAAGAGCAAGAAAAACUGGCUUCCGUGUUUUAUGGGAUUGUGAUCCCCAUGUUCAACCCCCUCAUCUACAGCCUGAGAAACCAAGAUGUGAGAGAAGCUCUGAAAGGGGUUGGAAAGAAGUGUUUCUAGCUUGGAUACCAACUACUAACUCAGCAUGUUCAACAAGCAAGCCAAAAUUUCUCUCUCAUUUCUCAACAGCAGAAGGUGUGUCAAAUACAUGUGAGAUACAAACAACGAAAACGAUGUAAAGUGUAAUUUCUUAGCUAUAUGAAAACCUCGUGAAAGGUAAUAAAAACAUCUGAAAGGA